Messenger RNA from Cavenderia fasciculata, 1632 nucleotides. RefSeq lists its product as uncharacterized. NCBI's taxonomy places the organism in Eukaryota, Evosea, Eumycetozoa, Acytosteliales, Cavenderiaceae. The transcript has a single exon. Bases 1 to 1632 code for a protein of 543 amino acids. The record is from RefSeq and is a predicted model, not a curated record.
AUGAAAGAUCAAUUAUCACCAUAUAUACAGAGUUGUAUUAUCAGUAGGUUGUUAGGAGGACUGAACAACGCUCAUCACCAUGGUGGCAAGGAUACAUUUCGAGGUAGUGAUUUUUGGUACAUAGUGUUUCAUGGCGAGAAAAAGAGAUUGGUCGAACCAAUCACAAGUACUAGUAUCAUUGAUAUUGCAUUGGUUUCAAAGUGGUGGUUACAUGUGGUCAGACAGAGAUCAACAUCGGUGCAUUUUAGAGGUCAUUUGGACUCUGUGAUACUUCAAUCAAUACAUUCAAGCCCUCACUCGCUCUACUCUUCAAACAAUAUCGACACAAUAAAAUGGACACUAGCAUUAAAGGAUGAACCUCCUUUAAAAAAAAUGGACUAUGAAACUCAAUUGAUUCACCUUCCUCCAAAACUACAAACAAUCAACGUUCAAUGCAAUGGCAAUGUCAAUGUUCAAGUGAUGGAGUCAUUGAAAUCAAUUCAAACACGAUAUCCUCACAUUGUCAUCAAUACAGAGUUUGUUUCGAUUGGUCAAGAGUAUUACAGCAGUAUCCACCAAUGGCCAAAAUCCUUGAAAGGAUUUACUCCCAACACUGCCUCGCUCGGCUUCUAUGAUUUCCAAUCAAAUCAUCCUGAUGAUGAUAGUCCGUUGCAAUACACCAAAGAGAACAACUUGUUCGAUAUGAUCAGAGAUCUCCAACCACAAUCACUGAAUCUGUACACUGACCAAUUUAGACAGAUGCACUCGGUUUACAAAAGUCUAUUCAAGCAAUUGUGCGCAUCAUCAUCGACACCACUCAAACAUCUCAGCAUCAACACGGACCAUGUAGAGUUGUGCGAACUAAAGCAUUUACCCAGUCACUUGGAAUCACUAAAACUGGAUAUUGGAACGAUUCCUUUGUAUGGCCCUCCACCAAACGAGGAUUACUCUCCAAUCUUUUAUCGUUUCGAAUCAUCGAUGCAAGAUUGGAUAUCUUUUUGCAACUCUAUUGCCAACAAUAGGUGUCUCAAAAGACUACAUCUCUAUGACCACCACUAUGACUGUCACGAACCACUAGAUCAAGAAAAAUUAAAUAUAUUCCAAUCGGCAUUUGAUGGAAUCUGGAGUGGUGGUGGUGGUAGUGAAAAGUUGGGCAUGGUUCCAAACAACAACAUUGACUAUCUGGCUCUAGUCAGUAUGCCUAAUGUAAUGUCUUCCAACUUGUGGAGUACACUCUGUGAUAAUAAUAAUAUCACCAAAUUAAUAUUGGCCCAUGGAACAGUGACGAAUGCCAUGGUUCCGUUGCUUGCCAAUCUAAUUGCCACCAACACAACCAUUACAGUUCUAUCAAUCAGAGGUAACGAGUUAUUGACAACCGAAGAAUUGGAAGAUGCAUUUGUGGAAAACAAAACAAUCACAGUCUUGGAUAUUGGACUCAAUUUUUGCAAGGAACAAGACGAAUACUAUUUCUUUGAUGCCUUGUUAUCCAGUGAUACUGUCCAAUAUUUGUUCCUCGACAAAAAGUUUAGAAAAUACAAACCAUGCUUUGAGACUAUCCCUUAUUUCACUCAAUCCAAAUCAUUAAUAGAGUUUAUUCUCGACAAGAGAGGUCUAUUUGACUCACCAUACUUUAAUAAUAGUUCACUAAAGUAA